Messenger RNA from Papaver somniferum (opium poppy), 1654 nucleotides. RefSeq lists its product as uncharacterized. Bases 193 to 1485 code for a protein of 430 amino acids. The transcript has a single exon. Lineage: Eukaryota; Viridiplantae; Streptophyta; Magnoliopsida; Ranunculales; Papaveraceae. The record is from RefSeq and is a predicted model, not a curated record.
UCAAGAACGAGUCCUGCAAAGAUGAUUCUUCUUCGAUAUUGAAGAAGCAAUAUUCAUCAAUUCCCUUUGCUGGUGAAACGGCUACAUAUAUCUCCAUAAACAAGAGUUUCCUCUUCCCGCUGUUGUCGAACCUUAAAACCAACUCAAACAGAGAAGAACAAAGAGGAUAAUAAAGGAAAUCAACAAUAAGGCAUGCAGUUAACAAGAUCAUCAGCAGCUCCAUAUCUGAAUUUCCGUCUUCUUUUAUUAAUCUUAUCUUGUUUUUCAUUCAUACUUUUUUUAUCCACUAAUAAUAAUAUCUUUUCGACUUUUACCCCUCUCGGAAACUUUCUCUCUAACCUCUCAUCACCAUCAUCGUAUCCUCUUCUAUUAAAUUCUUCCGAUACUAGUAACUCGGUGUCGAAUUCGACUCAGUUGAGAAAUGGAGAGAAAAAGAAAGAGUUGUUAUUACGGUCAAGAAUCGCCGUGUGUUUAGUAGGUGGAGCAAGAAAAUUCGAACUCACUGGACCGUCAAUCGUAGAGAAUGUGUUGAAUGUUUACCCUAAUGCAGAUCUUUUCUUAAAUUCUCCAUUAGAUAAAGACUCGUUCAAGUUUUCAAUUCUCAAAGGCAUUGCUCCAAGGAUCGCUUCGAUUCGCAUUUUUAAACCAACUAGGUUAAACGAGACUGAGUUUCAACGGCGCGUCCUCACUCCAAGAGGUUCUCAUAAUGGUAUACAGGGUUUGCUUCAAUACUUCAACCUUGUAGAAGGUUGCCUAACACUGAUCAACGCAUUCCAAAUACAGAAUAACUUUACCUACGACUGGAUCGUCAGAACCCGGGUAGAUGGUUACUGGAACGCUCCACUUGCUCCAGAUAACUUCUUACCGAAUAAUCAUUACCUAGUCCCAUCGGGUUCAAGGUACGGUGGAUGCAACGACAGACUUGGAAUCGGUAAUCUCAACACUUCACUAAUCGCUCUCUCUCGGCUCUCGCUGAUACCACAACUAGACGCAGCUGGGUUUCGUAAAAUCAACUCGGAGACUUCUUUCAAAGCUCAACUCACUACACAAGGUGUAAAGUUCUUGGAAAAUCGUCUUCCUUUUUGCGUAGUAAGUAAGCACAAGUUCAAGUUUCCGCCGAAAGGUCUCCCUGUUGCAUCAAUGUCGAGCCCGGGUCCACUCAGCGGGGCAUAUUGUAGACCAUGUACACCUGUUUGUGCCGGUCCAUGCGCCAAUGAUAUUAUGGCGAUUCUACCAAUAGGUUUUAGUAGGAUUGACGGGGAAUAUGGAACGGUUGAGCUCUGUGAUGCUCAUGGUGAGUGGGAAUCCAGCUGGGAGAAUAAUUUUGACCGAUUUGCAGGAGAGAAACUCGCGGAGCUUAGGAAACAAGUUAUGGAGUCGAAAUUCGAAAAAUGUGUGAAAGAUUUUGAUGAGAUGAAGAAACGCACUGUUAAUUGGGACUCCCCACCUGCUAAACAGAUUUGUAGAAUUGCCUCAAGACGUUAGUAAAAAGUAUUGAGCUUUUUGUUCAUCAAAGUACGUACAGCAAUGGAUCUAUUGUGUUUUUUCUGGCUUUAACAAUCGGGUUUAUCGAUGAGUCUACGUAAAUAGUAUGUUUAUCUUUUGUUAUACACAAUGAACAUGAUGUUCUUGGGAGUUAUAUAGAGGAUAUACA